Messenger RNA from Symbiodinium sp. CCMP2456, 423 nucleotides. Lineage: Eukaryota; Dinophyceae; Suessiales; Symbiodiniaceae. The record is from the annotation of a GenBank genome assembly.
AUGCCGCGCAUCGUGCUGACACCUGAGCAGAUACAGGCGGAGGCGGCGCACAUCUUGUCGCUCCCGCGCGAUCAGGUGAGGGAUUGGCUUCGCCAGACAGAUGAAGAGCUGGCCCGUAGAGAAGCCAGACGUGCCAAGGUCCACGCACUGCAGGAGCUCGGCCUCGACAAGAAGGAGGCAAAAGCACUCUUGAAGCUUGUCGGAGGCGAUGUCCAGCUUGCUGUGGAGGCUGUCCUCGGAGAUUCGCCACGUGCGAUGAAAGCCGAGGCCGACGCAGAGGCUGCAAGAAAAGAAGCCCGGGAGGCAGUCCCUUUCCAACCUUCGGAGCACAUGCCGGGCGCGACUCUCCAGAGCGAGCGUACCGAUGCGGUCAGCUUGGCUCCCAAUCCAUAUCCCUGCAGAGUUCCGCAGUGGCCACAGGGU